Messenger RNA from Racocetra fulgida, 318 nucleotides. The record is from the annotation of a GenBank genome assembly. Lineage: Eukaryota; Fungi; Glomeromycota; Glomeromycetes; Diversisporales; Gigasporaceae.
AUGUCUUUUCGUUUGGUUCCAAGAGGAUUAACUGGAUUGUAUACGGAUAUGUUGGAUUCCUCUGAUGAUCAAAUUUGUAAGGUUCUUGAACUCAUGACAGACGAAGCAAAUUUACCAGUUUUGAUUCAUUGCAAGCAUGGAAAAGAUCGUACUGGUGUAAUAGUUGCCCUCGUUCUUUCUAUCUGUGGUGUCGAUGAAGAAGCAAUUAUUCAAGAUUAUUCGUUUUCUCAAAUUAGUUUAGCCAGUAUAAAUGCUGAAAUGGUCGAUGAUUUAAAAGAACUUGGAUUACCCGAAGAGUUUGCUUCCACACCUCCUGAA